AUGGCCGCCAGCGAUUCGCCUCCCCUCCCUCCCCUCGACCACCCUUUUCUUUCGUAUCUAAUCGCCUUGCUCUCUGUCUAUGAGCUGGGACCGAAUUCUGCACCUCCACCGCGCUAUGAUGGACCAUCAGAUUGGCAAACCGAUAGCAUUAUUCGCAGUUUGACUGCUGUGGCGAAGCGAAUGUACGAAGCAGAAACGGAGGCGCAUCAUCUGACAACGGGGAAGGAGCGAAAUAAGACCCAAGAAGAUCAUUCUCACUCGCCUUCAUUACCAAGCCCUGAAAGUGAUCACCAAAGCACAGUAAACACCAGCGCCGUCUCCAGAACACGAAGCAAUGGCAUGCGUUCACCCACUCCGUCUAACUCUACCCCAAUGACAAUCUCUCUCGAAGGUCUCAAAGAUAACCUAGACAUCAUGAGCAUGUCCAAUACACCCCAGAAGACUCGCUCCCCCACUGAACCGAUCGCUGUUAACAAAGUUGCCAACCUAGACUGCCAGUCAUCAUCCGAUACCACGACUCCGACCGCACCCGCCGAGCCUCUGCCCAACUCAGUUUCUACUACCAGCCUAUCUAGCUCUGUUUCCGCCCCCCCAACCAGCACUAUCAUCUACGAUCAUGUAGCAUGCCCAACCUGUGGCAAGACUAUCACAGACCCCCUCACCAUGUCGCGACUAUCUUCUCUUUCCAACCUUUCCGCCCCUUCCAGUGGCUCACCGCUCGUCGUACCGAUGGGUCCUCUUGCUGCGGCCGCCUUUGAAAGCGGAUUGAGCGCUGUCGAAGAGCUCAAGCUCCUCAAGGCACAGGUCAUGGACGUUGCACGCGUUUGCAAUGCAGUAGCCACCGGUGACCUUAGUCAAAAGAUUACCGUCCCCGUUCAGGGUGUUGUCAUGGUUCAGCUCAAAGACGUCAUCAACAAGAUGGUGGAUAAAUUAGGUCAAUUCGCGAAGGAAGUCACAAGGGUUAGUCUAGAAGUCGGCACGGAAGGGAAACUCGGAGCGCAAGCUCUCGUUCUUGAUGUUGAAGGGACAUGGGGAGAACUCACAGGUGUAGUCAACAAGCUUGCCGCCAAUUUGACAUCCCAGGUCCGGUCUAUCGCUAUGGUUACAAAAGCCGUCGCUCUCGGGGAUCUUUCUAAGCGAGUCGAGGUCGACGCCAAAGGUGAAAUAUUGGACUUGAAGAAUACGGUUAAUGGUAUGGUCGUUAGACUACGCGCACUCGCUGCCGAAGUCACCAGGGUUACUCUCGAAGUUGGUAGUCAAGGCAAGUUGGGCGGUCAGGCCUAUGUUCCCGACGUCGAAGGAGUAUGGUAUGAAUUGGUCAGGAAUGUCAAUCGGAUGUGUUCUUCGUUAACGGAUCAAGUGCGAUCUAUCGCCAAAGUGACGACCGCCGUAGCCAAGGGCGACUUGACCCGAAAGGUUGAAAUCCAAGUCGAAGGCGAGAUGUCGACGUUGAAGGGUACCGUGAACUCUAUGGUGGAUCAGUUGAACGCCUUUGCCAGUGAGGUCACGCGAGUGGCAUUGGAGGUUGGGACGCAAGGUAUCUUGGGUGGUCAGGCGAGAGUCGACGGUGUACAAGGCACCUGGGCAGACUUGACUCGAAACGUCAACAAAAUGGCUUCAAACCUUACCGAUCAAGUGCGAUCUAUAUCUGAGGUCACCAAAGCCGUAGCUUCCGGUGAUCUUACCAAACUAGUCGAUGUUGAUGUCCAAGGCGAAAUGCUGGAUUUGAAGGAGACGGUCAACUCUAUGGUCUCGCAGCUCAGUACUUUGGCAAGGGAAGUCAGCAGAGUGAGUUUGGAGGUCGGAACGGAAGGUAUCCUAGGAGGACAGGCCGUUGUUCCAGAUGUGCAAGGCAUGUGGAAGGUUCUCAGUGACAACGUCAAUCUCAUGGCCAUGAACUUGACCAAUCAAGUACGAUCCAUCGCAGAGGUGACUAAGGCUGUGGCUGGCGGCGACAUGACGAAGAAGAUUGAAGUCGAUGUCCGUGGUGAGAUGUUGGAGCUCAAGGAGACCGUCAACGGCAUGACAGAGAGUUUGAGUGUCUUCGCCGACGAGGUGACAAGAGUGGCCAGAGAAGUCGGCACUGAAGGUCGUUUAGGUGGUCAAGCCAGAGUGACAAACGUCGGAGGAACAUGGAAGGCUCUUACAGAUAACGUCAACGUCAUGGCCGCCAAUUUGACCCUCCAAGUCCGAACAAUCGCAGUCGCAACGACCGCUGUCGCCCGUGGUGAUCUUACGCAGAAGAUUACUGGCGUUUCCGUUUCUGGUGAAAUGUUGAACCUCGUCAACACUAUCAAUGACAUGAUUGCCCAAUUGGCCAUUUUCGCAAAGGAAGUCAAGAAGGUAGCAAGAGAGGUCGGAACCGAGGGCAAAUUGGGUGUGCAAGCCGAGGUUGGCAACGUACAGGGCAUCUGGCAAGAGAUCACACUCUCUGUGAACACGAUGGCGAGCAACUUGACUACACAAGUUCGAGGCUUUGCUCAGAUCAGUGCGGCGGCUAUGGAUGGCGAUUUCUCCAGGUUCAUCACAGUUGAAGCUAGCGGUGAAAUGGACUCCUUGAAGACGCAGAUCAACCAGAUGGUGUUUAACUUGAGGGACAGUAUCCAGAAGAAUACUGCCGCCAGAGAAGCCGCCGAAUUGGCUAAUCGCAGUAAGAGUGAGUUCCUGGCCAACAUGAGUCACGAAAUCAGGACUCCGAUGAACGGUAUCAUCGGUAUGACGGAGUUGACGCUGGACAGCGACCUCAAUCGCUCCCAGCGCGAGAGUCUGCUUUUGGUAAACAGCUUGGCCCGAUCACUGCUUCUUAUUAUCGACGAUAUCUUGGAUAUCUCUAAGAUCGAAGCUGGGCGUAUGACCAUGGAAGCUGUACCCUACUCCCUCCGUCAAACUGUAUUUGGCAUUCUCAAGACUCUCGUCGUUCGCGCUUCUCAAAACAAACUUGACCUAACCUACGACGUCGAACCUGACAUCCCCGAUCAGCUCGUUGGUGACCCGCUCCGUCUACGACAAGUCAUCACCAACUUGGUUGGAAAUGCCAUCAAGUUCACUCCUAGCAAGGUUUCACGGAAGGGUCAUGUGUCCCUGUCGACAAGGUUACUAGCCAUGGAUGACUUGAACGUGACUAUUGAGUUCUGCGUCAUGGACACAGGUAUCGGUAUCGCCGAGGACAAACUUACCAUGAUCUUCGACACUUUCUGUCAGGCUGAUGGCUCAACUACCAGGGAAUACGGUGGCACUGGUCUUGGUCUAUCCAUCUCCAAGCGUCUCGUAUCGCUCAUGCAAGGUAACAUGUGGGUAGAGAGUGAGCUAUCGAAGGGCAGUAAAUUCUACUUCACCAUCACGUCCCAAAUCAGUCGAAGCUCCAAAAACAAUAUCCUCUCCAAGAUGAUGCCGUUCUCCGGGCGUACGAUACUCUUCAUCGACACGUUGCGCGACACGAGUGGGGUCGUAGAAAGCAUCAAAGAGCUUGGACUGAGACCCUACGUCGUCCAUGAUGUUUCAGAAGUCUCGGACAAGGAUAAAUGUCCUCAUAUCGACACCAUUGUGGUAGAUUCACUCAGCAUGACCGAAACUAUCCGAGAGUUUGAGCAUCUUCGUUAUAUUCCCAUCGCUCUUCUUGCACCGUCAAUCCCUCGUCUCAACCUGAAAUGGUGUCUCGACAGCAGCAUAAGUUGGCACGUUACGACGCCUGUUUCAUUGCAGGACCUUGCUGGCACACUCACAUCAGCGCUGGAAUCGAACGCAGUCAGUCCAGUGUCGGCGGUGAACGACGUGGUCUUCGAUAUUUUGCUAGCCGAGGACAACCUUGUCAACCAGAAACUCGCCGUCAAGAUACUAGAGAAGUAUGGCCAUACGGUAGAAAUCGCCGAGAAUGGUAGUCUGGCUGUCGAUGCUUUCAAGGGUCGUGUUGCACAGAAUCGACCUUUCGAUAUCAUCCUAAUGGAUGUAUCGAUGCCGUUUAUGGGUGGUAUGGAAGCCACUGAACUGAUACGGACGUAUGAACGAGAGAACGGUUUAUACGCUACACCGAUCAUUGCACUGACCGCUCAUGCUAUGAUCGGCGAUCGGGAACGUUGUCUGCAGGCAGGCAUGGAUGACCAUAUUACGAAACCCCUCCGGCGCGCAGAUCUCCUUAACGGCAUCAAUAGGUUGGCGAGCGAGCGAAGGAGCAAACACCCAUUGCUCUAUAGGCCUACCGUGUCGAGUGGUCUGGUGUAG
Pleurotus ostreatus (oyster mushroom) is the source of this 4218-nucleotide messenger RNA. RefSeq lists its product as uncharacterized. The transcript has 23 exons. The record is from RefSeq and is a predicted model, not a curated record. Gene Ontology annotation, molecular function: phosphorelay sensor kinase activity. Bases 1 to 4218 code for a protein of 1405 amino acids. Gene Ontology annotation, cellular component: membrane. Lineage: Eukaryota; Fungi; Basidiomycota; Agaricomycetes; Agaricales; Pleurotaceae. Gene Ontology annotation, biological process: phosphorylation; phosphorelay signal transduction system; cellular hyperosmotic response.